Molecule: messenger RNA, 1185 nt
Organism: Aureobasidium melanogenum CBS 110374
Lineage: Eukaryota; Fungi; Ascomycota; Dothideomycetes; Dothideales; Saccotheciaceae
Product: membrane transporter
Exons: 6
Biological process (GO): transmembrane transport
Molecular function (GO): transmembrane transporter activity
Source: RefSeq, a predicted model, not a curated record
UGGACUCAGAAUUUCCUUUCGGGAAUCAUCCUGUUCUUGACCGUAGGCAUCUAUCUGGCUCUCGUUGGACUUGGUGCUGGUGGAGGCAGUCCAUCAGCCGCCCACUAUAAUGUCAUUACGUACACCACGCUCUAUGCUGUGUUCACUGUCAGCGGAUUCUUUGGUGGUAGCAUUAUGAAUACUCUUGGACCCAAAUGGACCAUGACACUGGGUGUUCUUGGCUAUCCGAUCUUCGUGGGAGGUCUUUGGUUCUAUGAUUCUCACAAUUCUCCCGGUUUUGCCCUUGCGGGAGGCAUCAUCUUAGGCAUUUCUGCCGGAUUUCUUUGGACUGUUUCGGGAUUCAUUCAAUUUGCUUACGCCGAAGAGAAGGACAAAGGUUCGUACAUCGCUUGGCAGUUGUUCCUGCUGGGCGUGGGGUGUACAGUUGGUGCCCUCAUCGUGUUCGGCAUUACGAAGGACGUCACUACCAUCAGUGGGGUGCCUGAAUCUGUGUAUAUUGCCUUCAUUGUCAUCAUGACUUCUGCAGCGCUUUGCAGUGCCUUUGGAAUUGUUUCACCAGAAGACGUCGUCCGUCCGGAUGGCAGUUCUCUGGCUGAAUUUGUUGCUACAGACUUCCGUUCUGAGUUCGCUGGCUGUGCAAAUCUUCUUAAAGAUUGGAGAAUUGUUCUGCUCAUCAUCCCUAUGUUCGCUACGGAGAUGUCCUCGUCUCUCAUCCCAACCAUCAGCGCAUACAGUUUCAACCUCCGUACUCGCUCUCUCAACAGUGUUAUCUUUUGGGGUGUCCAAAUUCCUUCUACUCUUGCAUUCGGAUGGGUUCUCGACAAUGACAAAUUCAAGAGAAGGAUGCGUGGAAUCAUGGCACUUUCAAUCUCAUGCCUCAUUGUCAUACUGAGUUGGGCCCUCGCGAUCGCAGUCCAGGUCAAACAUGAUUUGAUUAGAGGCAAGCCUAGCCCCGAAUGGGAUUGGAGUGACAACGAGUUUGUCGAAUUCUUCUUUGUCAUCAUAUUUACUGGAAUAGCAUAUGCUAUCGAUCAAAUGAUGGUCAUGUGGGUCAUUAGUGCUUUCAGCAACGAACCUCGCCUAUUGGCUCGCUAUGGUGGCUUCUUCAAGGGCAUGCUUAGCGCCGGUCUCUGCGUAGCUUUCGGCAUGGAAGCAGGCGGCGUGUCUUACCUGUACGUAUGCUAA